Messenger RNA from Vitis riparia (riverbank grape), 2264 nucleotides. RefSeq names its product pentatricopeptide repeat-containing protein At4g14850. Gene Ontology annotation, biological process: RNA modification. The transcript is spliced from 2 exons. NCBI's taxonomy places the organism in Eukaryota, Viridiplantae, Streptophyta, Magnoliopsida, Vitales, Vitaceae. The record is from RefSeq and is a predicted model, not a curated record. Gene Ontology annotation, molecular function: protein binding; zinc ion binding; RNA binding. Bases 104 to 2158 code for a protein of 684 amino acids.
GUUUGAAAAUCGGGGAGAGGAAGAUUUCGUGCAUAUGUCAAUCUUCCUCUUCUUCAUGCUGCAACCCCCUCGCCAAGAUCAAUGAAGACUUUGAUCACCGUCAAUGCCUUUUCUCAGCCCCAACUCGCUCGCCUCCCUAGUGGAAUCGGCCGUGUCAACUCAAUGCUCCCGCUUAGGCAGAGCUGCCCAUGCUCAGAUCAUCAAGACCCUCGACAACCCCCUCCCUUCUUUCAUUUACAAUCACCUUGUCAACAUGUAUUCCAAACUCGACCUUCCCAACUCAGCCCAACUCCUCCUCUCACUCACCCCCAACCGCUCCGUUGUCACCUGGACCGCUCUCAUCGCCGGCUCCGUCCAAAACGGUCGUUUCACCUCUGCCCUCGUUCACUUCUCUAACAUGCGCCGUGACUCCAUCCAACCCAAUGACUUCACCUUCCCCUGUGCCUUCAAGGCUUCCGGCUCGCUUCGUUCUCCUCUCGUCGGGAAACAGGUCCAUGCAUUGGCGGUCAAGGCCGGUCAGAUAAGCGAUGUUUUUGUUGGAUGUAGUGCUUUUGAUAUGUACUCCAAAGCGGGCCUCACAGAGGAGGCUAGGAAGAUGUUCGAUGAAAUGCCUGAAAGAAAUAUUGCGACGUGGAACGCGUAUUUAUCUAAUUCAGUGCUCGAGGGCCGGUAUGACGAUGCGCUUACUGCAUUCAUUGAGUUUCGGCAUGAGGGUUGGGAACCCAACUCGAUAACGUUUUGCGCUUUUCUCAAUGCGUGUGCUGGAGCCUCGUAUUUGAGGCUUGGGCGUCAGUUACAUGGGUUUGUGCUUCAAAGUGGAUUUGAGGCGGAUGUAUCGGUGGCUAAUGGACUCAUUGAUUUUUAUGGGAAGUGUCAUCGGGUUGGAUGCUCGGAAAUUAUAUUCAGUGGCAUUUCUAAGCCAAAUGAUGUUUCUUGGUGCUCAAUGAUAGUAUCAAAUGUGCAAAAUGAUGAGGAAGAGAAGGCCUGUUUGGUCUUCUUGAGGGCUAGGAAAGAAGGCAUUGAGCCAACAGAUUUCAUGGUUUCAAGUGUUCUUAGUGCUUGUGCUGGCCUUUCAGUGCUUGAAGUGGGAAAGUCAGUUCAUACGCUUGCUGUGAAGGCUUGUGUUGUGGGCAAUAUUUUUGUGGGCAGCGCACUUGUUGAUAUGUAUGGAAAAUGUGGAAGCAUUGAGGAUGCCGAGAGGGCAUUUGAUGAGAUGCCUGAGAGGAAUUUAGUUACUUGGAAUGCAAUGAUAGGUGGGUACGCACACCAAGGGCAAGCUGACAUGGCUGUCACAUUGUUCGACGAAAUGACAUGUGGCAGUCACAGGGUUGCACCUAAUUAUGUUACAUUUGUGUGUGUUUUAUCAGCAUGCAGCAGGGCUGGGUCAGUGAAUGUGGGCAUGGAAAUUUUUGAGUCAAUGAGAGGAAGAUAUGGAAUUGAACCAGGAGCAGAGCAUUAUGCAUGUGUUGUGGACCUGCUUGGGAGAGCAGGAAUGGUAGAGCAAGCCUAUCAGUUUAUAAAGAAAAUGCCAAUUCGACCAACAGUUUCAGUUUGGGGGGCUCUUUUAGGAGCUUCUAAAAUGUUUGGGAAGUCAGAAUUGGGAAAGGUUGCCGCCGAUAACUUAUUUGAACUAGACCCACUAGACUCUGGCAACCAUGUUCUGCUUUCAAAUAUGUUUGCAGCUGCUGGCAGGUGGGAAGAAGCCACACUUGUGAGAAAGGAGAUGAAGGAUGUCGGGAUCAAAAAGGGUGCAGGAUGCAGUUGGAUCACUGCAGGGAAUGCAGUCCAUGUCUUCCAAGCAAAGGAUACUUCCCAUGAGAGAAACUCAGAGAUUCAGGCAAUGCUGGCAAAGCUGAGGGGGGAAAUGGAGGCAGCUGGCUAUAUACCCGAUACCAGUUUUGCUCUGUUUGAUCUAGAAGAAGAAGAGAAAGCGAUGGAAGUUUGGUACCACAGUGAAAAGAUUGCCCUUGCUUUUGGCCUCAUCUCUAUUCCUGCUGGAGUACCCAUAAGGAUCACCAAAAAUCUUAGAAUUUGUGGAGAUUGUCAUAGUGCCAUUAAGUUCAUUUCCGGCAUUGUUGGUAGAGAAAUUAUUGUGAGAGAUAAUAAUCUAUUCCAUCGCUUCAGGGAUAAUCAGUGCUCUUGUAGGGAUUAUUGGUGAUGAACUGAAAUUUUUUACAGUUCUUCACGAAUUGGAGAGCUUUCCAACAAAAAAUAGUGUUGUUUUUUGAAGAUAAAUUUAUGGAGGAAUACACAUUUAUAUCGAA